Closterium sp. Naga37s-1 is the source of this 3375-nucleotide messenger RNA. The record is from the annotation of a GenBank genome assembly. Lineage: Eukaryota; Viridiplantae; Streptophyta; Zygnematophyceae; Desmidiales; Closteriaceae.
AUGCCUUCCACCAUCGCUCCCCGCUUCAAUGCUUCCCCUUAUCCGCCUCCUUUUGAGGCGCCUCAAAGUCGCUCCCCUCAUUCGGCCCUUCGCAUGCCUUCCACCAUCGCUCCCCGGUUCAACGCUUCCCCUCAUCCGCCUCCUCGGCCUAACCUUCCCCCUCUCCCCGUGCCUUUCGCCCGCCCUUGCGGUUCUCUUUCCCGGCACUCCCCUCCCCGCCGAUUGCUACUCUUUGUGACUGGCCACGACACCUCUCACACCCUCAUCCUCUUCUCCCUCUGUAUCAUUUCUGCUCACUUUCUCCUCUCUCUUUCCUAUCAUUUUCUCCUCCCUUUUCUCCCCUCUAUCCUCCCGUUCUCAUGUUCUCAUCUUCCCAUGCACUGCCAUGCGGUGCAGAGGAGUUUGGACCAGUUGGAGGCGUUGUCGCAGCAGCUGAGGGCGCGCACGUCGCGGCUGGAUGCCGUCACCGAGACCAACGCCGCCACGCGGCUGUUGGCGCGGGAGGGCAUCAACGCGGAGCAGCUGACCAAGGACCUGCGCUCCGUGCACCUCAAGACGACCUUUGAGGAUGUACUACCAGUGGAUGCGGGUAGUGUGGAGGAAUACCUUACCCAGGUGCACGAAACAAGCCUCGUGAUGGCGGUGCAGGCAGCAGUGCGGGAGAACACAUCAUCGUUCGAUUCCUUCAUGGCUCGAGCCAUUCAGGACGACUGGCAGAGAGACAAGCGCGACCUGCUGCACGGCCUCACUCGCCUCAACCCCUCCUCCUUCCCCUCCUCCUUCUCCACCGGUGCUGCUGGCGCUGCUGGUGCUGGUACUGUUGCUGCUGCUGCUGGUGGUAUUGCUGGUACGCCUGGGAAGGCCCAGCAACGGUUCCUCUCGGCGAUGUCCCCUCGUUCAGCUGCUGCGGCGUCUCCUGCUGCUGCUGCUGGGUUUGCGUCGCCUGGGGGGGGCGGGAGAGCGGUGGGGGAGGCGAGGGAGGUGGCGUAUGCGCAGGUGGUGGGGGAGUUGAACGCUGCUGCUGAGCAAGGCGUGGUGGUGAAGGUGGCAACGGCGAUGGCAGCGGCAUACGAGAGGGCGACAGGAGGGGAGGUGCGGGGCGAGGAGCAGCAAUCCGUGGGCACGAGGCAGAUCUGGCAGCUGGUGCAGAGUCUCUUGGGGGAGGACGAGCAGCAGCAGUCAGGAGCCUCUCUAUCGCCAUCACCAUCCUCAUCAGGAGCACCUUUCUUGAGGGGGGACCGCAUGAGCAUGGUGGUGGGGGCGAGGCGGCACCUGGAGAAGGGGCAUGCUCAGUACAUGCUUAACGUGAUUCAGUCCCACCCCAACGAGGCAUCACUGGGCGGAUCAACGGGCAGUCUGCACCGCGUGCGGGCCUUCCUCAGGGUGCGGCUGCGGGACCAGGGCCCACUGGAUUUCGAUGCCACACCCACGACUCGUCUGCCUCCGCUCGACACCACGUGGCACCAGAUCUUCUACUGUCUGCGCUCGGGCUUCACCAACGAUGCCUUGCACGUCGCACAGAACUCCCGCUCCGCCCGCUCCUUUGCCCCCUUGCUUGCCACGUGGCUCUCAUCCAACGGCUCAAUCGACCCUGCCACGUCAGCAGCAGCAGCAGACGAGUGCGACCGCAUGGCACGAACCGCAUCCCACUCCUCUCUAUCCCGCCCAGGAGCGUCCUUCACAGGCGCAGCAGCAGGGGGAGCAGCAGGAGGGGUAGAUCGCCGUAAAUUCCUUCUCUAUGUCCUCAUCUCAGGCCGGAAAGCCUUAGCAGAUCGACUCCUGCGUGAAGCUCCAUCCCUCUUCCCAACCAUAGAAGAUUUCAUGUGGUUCCAUCUUGCUAUCUUGCGCCAAACCGACCCCUCCCCUCGCUCCCAAGCCUCCCCUUCUGGCCUCGCCUUUUCCGGGCGCGACGGAGGCGGGUGGAUGGGCGGAUUCGGGGGUGCUUCGGGCGCCGACGCUGCCUCUGCUUCUGCCGCUGCUGCUGCGAACAGCGGUGUGUAUUGCACUUUAGAGAAUCUACAGGCCUACCUCUCCCGCUUCGACCCAUCGUAUUACACCAAGAACGGAAAAGACCCACUGGUCUACCCGUACGUGCUGCUGCUGAGCCUGCAGCUGCACGCAGCGGUGGUAUACCACCUGGAGAGUAUUGACGUUGUAGAUGCAGUGCACCUAGGGAUUGCCCUGGCGCACUCUGGAGGCUUACAGCUGGCGAUGCGAGGAGGGGCGGGGGGAGGAGGAGGGGGAGCGGUGAGGGGGGACGGCGCGGACGGGGGAGGGGGAGCGGGAGGGGGAGCGGGAGGGGGAGGGGGAGCAGGGGCUGUUGUUGAUGCUGAGGCUGAUAUAGCAGGGAUUAUUCGCAAGUAUGCUGUAUCUGUGUUUCUGAGAGCCGGUGAUGUGCGUACGGCUCUAGAAUACUUUGCAGUGGCUGCUGAUGUGAUUGCUGGGGGAGGGGGCGCGGGGCGAGGAGGAGGGGGCGCAACGAGGGAGCAGAGGAGGCGGAGGGCGACUGUGAUGGAGGCGACUGUGAGAGAGGUGCUGAGGAGCAAGAGGGGGAUUGAGGAGCUGCUGGGGAGUGGGGGAGGGGUGGGGGGAGCGGACGGGGGAGGAGGGGGAGGGGUGGGGAGAGGGGGGGGGGUCGCUGGCGCGGUUCGUGGGGGAGGAGGGGGCGCAGAGACAGGUGGUGCUGGGAGCAGCGAAGGACUGUCAAGACAUGGGGCAGGACGAGGAGGCCAUACACCUCUACCGGCCAUACACCUGUACCGGUGGGCGCGUGCCCCUGCCGCUGCUCUGCUCCUAGUGAACGACCGUUUCUCCCAGGCGCUGGCAGCGGUGGCGGCAGCAGCAGGGGCGGGCAGCACGGACAGUGCGGCAGUGAGGGCAGCAUCAGGGCAUGCGGCGCUGGGGAACCAGAUCAUUGGGGAGGCUCCCCCUGCUGCCACUGCUGCUGCCGCCGGCACCACUGCUGCUGCGCUGCCUGCGGGGGCGAGUUUCCCCGACCGCUCAUCUCUCGCAGAGCAGCAGGUGGCGUUCCGACAGCUGGAGUCCAUCUUCCACUUCUACCUCGACUAUGCCGCCUCGCGCCUCCCCUCCGCACUGCAGCACCUCUCCGGCCUCCCUUUCCUGCCCUUUGCCGGCCGCUCCCCUGUUGCCUGCGCUGCCGUGCUGCCGAGCCUGCACCGAGCCGUGGAGGACCGGCUGCCGAAGCUGCUGGAGGACGUGCUGUCGUGCCUGGACCGGCUCCCCGAUGCUGACCCGAACGUGCGGGCACUGAGGAAUAAUGUUCUGAAUCUGGUGGCAGGAACGCUGCACCGCAACUGGCCCCAGCACAUCUAUGAGCUUGCAGCGCGCAUGCACUCCAUGCCCUUAUCAGCAUGA